Molecule: messenger RNA, 3334 nt
Organism: Thermothelomyces thermophilus ATCC 42464
Lineage: Eukaryota; Fungi; Ascomycota; Sordariomycetes; Sordariales; Chaetomiaceae
Exons: 3
Coding region: 140-3193 (1017 amino acids)
Biological process (GO): retrograde vesicle-mediated transport, Golgi to endoplasmic reticulum
Source: RefSeq, a predicted model, not a curated record
CUUCGCGUCCUUUGCGAAACCCGAAAAAUAGAACAACGAUGAGCUCCUCCGCCACCCCGCCGAUACUCCAAAGAAACCGAUAGAGCUGCACCCGUCCUUUAUCCAUUUUUUUUUUUUUUUUGCGACCGAGGCCGCGGCAAUGGCCCUCUCGCUUUCCCCGGCCAAGCUCGUGCUCCUGGCCGUGCACUACGCCGUCCACGGUGACGUCGACAGCCUGACCGCUCUCGCCGCCCGCCACGGCGCCGUCUUGAAGAAGGACCUGCUGCUGCGCAUCCUGCUCACAUACCUACCCGAGACGCUCCCCUCCAGCCGCUACACCGAUUUUGUCCGCCAGCUCGACGAGCGCGGCCUGUUUCCGGACACGGUCCCCGUCGAGGUCGACUGCAGCCCCGUCGAGCAUCUUGCCGAGGACGAUGCGGUGAAGAAGGUCAGGAGGCUCCGAUUGCUUCCUCUGGCGCUCCCGGACGCUCCCGAGAGCGCUCCCGAGGAUGCGCUCACGCUGUUCCUGCUGCGCCGGUCGUACAAGGUGGACGAGGAGGCCGGCUUGCUCGACGAGCUCCCAGCGCUGCUGCUGCCUUUCAUGGACCACUCGCCAUGCGUCCGUACGCUGCUGGUUUCCACAAUCCUGCCACUAUUGAGGAGGAACUGCGAAUACUACCCCCAGGAGCCGAUCCCGUUCACCCUUCAAGGCUUCCAGCACCUGCCAGACCGUGUGGCCGUGAGCUCGCUCCUCUCGCGGUCUGGCAGCCACGACGCCGACAUUUCCCUGGUUGGCCGGGACCUGAGGGGGUUGGUUGGCCCGUGGUUGUCCGGGGAGAAGAGGUGGAAGCAAGGGACACAAGGGACACAUGGUGCCGACUCAUCGAGGAGCGCAGCCGAGGCGGACGACGAUCUCUGCCCCGGGUGGGACGAGGUCCUCCGCUGGCUUAUGACGAAGGCGUCGAAGAGCUGGAGAGUCGCCGUCAGCGCGAUUCAGCAAUGGGAUGGCCCGGGAGAUGCGGACCUUGGUGGCUGGGGCUCCGUCGAGUUCAGCGAUAGCCAACGAGAAUACUUGGAGGAGAGCUAUGCCCGGGCGGCACUAGCAUCCGCCUAUCUAAUCCCGGAAGCAUCCCUGGAGGCUCUGGACGGCGCCUACACCAUCGCUGCCAGGGUUGCUAACCUCCGUGCCCUCGAUCCCGUCUCGCCUCUCGCCUCAGCCCUCGCCGUGUUGCCACCACUUACAGAACAGAUUUCCGACGACAUCUUGUCCCUCAAGAACACGGCCCAGAUGCGCAACGACCUGCUUUCUCCGUCCAACCCGUUAACGUCACCAACCGACUCCUCCCUGGCUUUUCUGCAGGCCCUCGCUCUAAGCGCUCAUAUCCUCACCAAAGCUGGCUGUCCCUGCACGAUACGGAGAGCCGGCGAGCUCGCGCUGCUCCGGGACGAGAGAGAGCAAAAGGCCGAAGCAGGCAAGCUUAUCUACGCUAUCAGUAGCACCGGGCCCAAGACGGACGAUAGGUUCUGGAUAAAGGCCAGGAAUGAGAUCCUGUGGCUCCGAGACUGGGGCGCGGAGGAUGGCUGGUCCCCUGAGGAAGCCGCCUGCGGCGUCUUCGGCCAGGUCAAGAAGGACUUCUUGGAGGUUGAGAUUCUGAAGGCACUACUCUCCAAUACUCGAUACACGCUCGCGCGGUCAAUAUAUGAAGACGCACCGGACCAACCCCUGGACCGGGGCCUCUUGCAAGACACCAUAUACGCGACUGCAAUGACUGCUUACGACAACGCCUCCAAUCCCAAUCGCACUCGCGGCGGGCUCAAGAAGUGCGAUGAGAUAAUUAAAGCAUUUCCUAAGACUAUCCAGCAAUCCGACCCUCGAGCAAAGCGGAUCGAGGCCCUCCUCCAAGCUACCCACUCUCUAAGCGGCUACCGCCUUGUCCUCAAACAAGGCGAGCCUUUCACUCCCGUCGUGCUCCGCGUUCAUGACGAUCCUGUCUCCAUCAUCUCCAAGAUUCUCGAGCAGAACCCAAGAAGCUAUACCCAACUCCAUGAUCUCCUCACCCUUGGCACCCACAUGGUCGACGCUGGGCUCACCACCAAAACGCCCCUGACGUCGGAAAAGGACGUUGCCCGCCACCGCCUCUCGACCGAGCGUCGCAUCACAGCCAUGUGCAUCAACGCGGCCCUUGCAGAAGACGACUUUGAGACCGCCUAUUCCUACGUCGUCAACCGCAUCGCCCCCGCAACUACCCCGAACAGCAGCAGCAGCAGUAGUAGUAAUAACGCGACAUGGGGCGACGACUAUUCUUGGAAAGCCGCCCUCCAGGCAGGCAAGUAUCGCCGCGGCCACAGCAGCAGCAGCAGCACCACCACCACCACCACCACCCACCACCAGCGAACGCUCCCAAGCGGCGUAGGCAGCGGCGGCGGUCUCUUCAGCAGCGCCAACGCCGACGUGCGCCACCUCGAGCAGCGCAUCGAGUGCCUCGCCACCGCCCUCCGCGUCGCGCCCCCGCACACCCUGCAGGAGAUCGUCAACGCGUUCCGCCGCGCCGAGGAGGAGCUCGACGUCCUGGUACGCGAGGAGCAGGAGAGGGAGGACGAGUGGGACGCCCGCGGCGACCAACUCGGCAGCGGCGCCACCACCACCACCACCACCACCCUGCCGGGCCUGUUCGGUCGCCCCUCCCCCGCCUCCGCCGCCGGCGCCGGCGCGGGUCGUGCCGGCCAUCACCUGGAGGCGAAGCGUAGUCGGCCGAGCAGGACCGCCGCCGCCGCCGCCGCCGCCGCCGGGGACGAGGAUGCCGCGCCCAUGUCGCUGUUCGACCUGAGCCGCGCCAGCGUGCUGUCGGCCCAGCGGAACCUGUCGGCGCUGUCGGCCCUGCACCGGUCAACCGGCCUCGGAGCGCGCUUGGCCAGCGUCGGGAGCGGUCUAGGCGGCGGAAGAAGAGGAGGAGGAGGAGGAGGGGGCGGAGGAGGAGCAGGGAGAAAAGCGAGCGAGGGCAGGGGGGAUGGUGCUAGUGAUGCCGGUGAUGGGAGGAGUAGCAUGGACAUGCCGCCGCUCUCGGCCACGGGGUCGACCACCUCGGCGGGGAGCGCCGACGAGGAGAAGAGGGUGCGCAAGAGAGAUCAGCUGAGGGAGGCGGCCAUGGGGACACUGGUGUCGGGGGUCGGGUGGCUGGUAGGGGCGCCGCCGCCCUCGCAGUUGAGAGAUUAAGUUGUGUUGUGUGUAUCAGACACGGUGUGUGUGCUUCUGAUGCAGCAGUGGACAGGUCGUAUAGGACCAAGCUCUGCCUGCCUACGCAAUAUAUACCCCUCGAUGGCAAUGCAUAAUAAGACUUAAAUGUCUUCUUCUUUC